This is a messenger RNA of Caenorhabditis bovis, 1695 nucleotides long. NCBI's taxonomy places the organism in Eukaryota, Metazoa, Nematoda, Chromadorea, Rhabditida, Rhabditidae. The record is from the annotation of a GenBank genome assembly.
AUGAUACAGUCACUCCGGCGUAUUCUGAAUAAACCAAGACCCGAUGAUUGGACGCCGCUAGCUCGAUUUUAUUACGCCGAUGUCGCCUUGAAUGAAAUAGCCAACGAAUUGGACUCAUUCGAUGGUCGGAGGGAUCCCGAACGAUGUAACGCACUUGUCUCAAAACUUCGAGUCGCUCAGGACAGGGUUCUUCACAUCAUUAACGAAGUUCUCAUUCUAUUGUAUCCGAACGAAGGCGACCGAGCGUGUCGUGAUUUCCGCGUCAAAUUCCCUGACGAAAUCGUUCAUGAUACUUUGCCGGGACAACUUUGGUUCGGGGCUGAGUGUCUCGCCGCCGGAUCUAAUAUCAUUGAUCACGAAUCGGAAUCGGAUUUGAUAAGACCACUUGCAAAAGAGGUCACCAAACAAUUGGAUGAUGUUCGCGAACUAUUGAAAGACCAAGCUUUAAGGGAUCCAUCAGCUUAUAGUCAAACUAUCAAGGAGAACUUGUUAAAAUUUGAUAUUCUUUUUGCUAACUUUGAAUACCAAUAUGUUUCUGCCAUGGUUCCUGUAAAAUCGGUGAAAGAGCACGAUGCUCAAUUAGAUGUGGCUGUAUUGUUUUCGGAAGUGUUGAGACUCGCUUUGGAGAAAGAAUUAAUCACUCAAGAUCAAAUUGACUAUUGUGAUCCCUGCGUUAUGCUCUCUAUUCCUCGUUUAGGAAUUGUUUGGGGUCUUCUGUUAUUUCCAGAAGGAGCGCUAAACGUUGACAAAUCACCAGAAGAUUUAUCGGAAAUGUUUCGGCCAUUUCAUUCUCUUUUAUCAAAGAUUCGGAACUUAAUCAAUAUUUUAUCCAAAGAAGAGCUUAAUAAGCUUGAACAUAUUCUUUGCAAGGGAGAAACAACUACUGCUGAAAAAGAAAGUACGCUGAAAAUGAGUGAUUUUCGAAAUGGAAACUCUGAGGAUGAACGGAUGAAUCAUAAUAACAGUGUUAAAAUUUGGAUGGUUGAUGUUCCAUCAGAUGAUAGUGAAGGAGACAGUGUUGGAAGUGACAGUAGGGCCUCAUCUUCAGUCUCAUACAUUGAGACAGAUGCUGAAGAUUCAAAACGGCGCGAAGAGAAUCCAACAUAUCCAUCGGAUCCACUAAACUUGAGAAACCGUUUCCGAUCAUCCGAAGAUUUGGUUCAUCGCCUUUUCGUGUGCAUUGCCGGUGUUGCUGAUCAAUUGCAAACCAACUACUCCAGCGAGAUUCGCAAAGUGCUCAAGUUGAUUCUUCAACCCGUCGAAGUGAUUCCUGUGUACGAGAUUUGUGCUCAAACUGCUUCGUCAGCUACUGAAGGUGAGGAAACUGGAAUCGAAGUACAAGAAUCUUUGCCCCUACCAGCUUUUAUUGGUGUCCGCUGGGUUCCAGAUGAGGAUUGUGAGCAAUGUACUGCGUGUUCAACACCUUUCACAUUUAUGAGAAGGCGCCAUCAUUGCCGCAAUUGCGGAAGAAUUUUCUGUCACAAAUGCUCGUGCAAUUCUAUUUGUAUUCCAGAGCAUGGAUACGAUCGAAAGGUACGAGUCUGUAAUUUGUGCUACAUUCACCGUAUUAAUCCAUUUGGAUGUGGCGAGCCAGCAACUUCCAACAUUCCACAAACUCCCGAUAACUCUCAAAAUCAGUUAAGGGAUGAAAUUAUGGAGGAAGUUGGAUCUUCAGAACAACCACAAUCUCAAUGA